Messenger RNA from Colletotrichum orchidophilum, 699 nucleotides. RefSeq lists its product as uncharacterized. The coding region runs from base 1 to 699 and encodes 232 amino acids. The transcript has a single exon. The record is from RefSeq and is a predicted model, not a curated record. NCBI's taxonomy places the organism in Eukaryota, Fungi, Ascomycota, Sordariomycetes, Glomerellales, Glomerellaceae.
AUGCUCCUUCAGCUCUCCUUAGUGUGGAGUGAAGACAUCACCGUCCGGACCCAUGGAGUCUCCAGGGGGGCAAGAGGCGAGUCGCGGAAGCGCGAGCAAAGCGAGGCAAAAGGCACCCAAUUCAGUACCGCGGCACCAUUCCACACCUCGACUUCCGCUCAUUGGGGUAAAGAAUCUCAAGGGGCCUGGACAGCUCUGCAGACUAUGGGAGAUUGUGGGCGGGUCGGCUUUCACGGGAAGCACAUCGCGGCCACCGACCAAUGCUUUCACCAUCGCGUGGCCAGGCCCGGUCGCCAGCCUUCAAUCGGCCAUUUUCCGUUGCCCACUCUCACCACCAUUAUCAUCGCCCGGUGCUUGGUCCAAGUACGCCGCAGUAAAGCCGUGGCCGCGCCGGAGAGCUGCGUCACCUUAUUAAUCUGGGAGAUCAUGACCGGCUGGGAAUCCCCUCGCGGAGUCGGUUCAACUAAGGCAGUAGCUCGGCUGCGGGGUUCGACGCUUGAUACGCACCACGGACCCGUGCGCGCCACCGAGACUGAAGCGCAGUCUCGUAGGGAGACACGAAUCGAGCAUGAUUCUCGAAGCCCGGAAGAACAUUUGAGUAGCGCUGUUUGCUACAUGCGCUUGGAUGACCGCCGUAUGCCAACAGCACCCCUUUCAUCCGCUCCGGUCUCAACGCCAAGACCCUCAUCGGGCCCUUGA